Molecule: messenger RNA, 1314 nt
Organism: Galendromus occidentalis (western predatory mite)
Lineage: Eukaryota; Metazoa; Arthropoda; Arachnida; Mesostigmata; Phytoseiidae
Exons: 1
Coding region: 1-1314 (437 amino acids)
Biological process (GO): regulation of transcription by RNA polymerase II
Cellular component (GO): nucleus
Molecular function (GO): double-stranded DNA binding
Source: RefSeq, a predicted model, not a curated record
AUGCCGAAAGUCGCGGUACCACGGAACUCAAAGCCGGAGUCCUAUGUGAGAUUCUAUGGAAGCGAAGAAUUAUCCACCGACGGCAGAGUUCUUUUCUGCAAAAUAUGCGUUCGAGAAGUUCGAGCCACGAGAAAGUUCUCUGUGAGUCAACACGUAUCAAGAAUCAAGCACAAGGCAUCGCUGCACAAGAAGAAAGCGUCGAGCUCGUCAAGGGUUGCUCAAUUCCUCAAAGCCUCCGGGAAAAACUCCCAGUUCAACCCCGAACUAUGUGGAGCCCUCCUGUCAGCCGGGAUUCCUCUCCGGAAAUUGGAUAACGAGAAACUUAGAGAAUUCUUAGUGAAGCAUUGCCGUCAACCGGUUCCCUCGUCGGUCAAUCUAAGACUCAACUACAUAAGGACGAUCUACGACGGUAAACUAGAGUUCAUACGGAGCUGCGUUGCUCAGAAACCCGUGUGGAUUACCUCGGGCGAAACCACGGAUGCGACCGGGCGUUAUGUGGCGUACACGAUCGUGGGAACGCUUGCCUGUAUGGACCCCAGGAGUUUUCUCCUUCAUGCUGAGUGCUUGGAGAAGACUAAUAGCUCCACGAUCGCGCAAGCCUUCAUGAAUUCGUGGAUGAAGUUAUGGCCGGGUGGAAUAGAACACGAGAAAGUUCUCCUCUUCGUCACGGACGGAGCAGCGUACAUUAAGAAAGCCGCCGCAGCUCUGAAGAUCCUGUUCCCAAAGAUGGUGCACGUCACUUGUGCUGCCCAUGGCAUUCUUCGAAUAGCGCAAGAUAUGAGGUCAAUGUUCCCGGACGUGGAUAAAGUGGUUUCGACUGGGACGGAAAUAUUCCCAAAAUCUGCAGCUCGAGUGACAAUAUUCCACGAGUUCGCGCCUAACACUCCUCUUCCACCGGAGCCAGUCCUCACUCGGUGGGGAACCUGGAUCCGAGCUGCGGUCUAUAAUGCGGGCUAUUUCGAUUCCGUGGGUGCUGUUGUUGAAGCACCAGAUGCGAAGGAAGCGGCAAGUUUCCUGGCUGCUCAGCAGAUUCUGAAGAAGGAUAGCCUCCGACGAGACCUCAGCUUGAUCAAGGCCCAAUUCGGUGGCCUUCCUGGGGCAAAAGAGAGACUGGAAGGGAGAGGCACUCCACUUGUCGAGAGUACCGCCGUAUUCGACGGUAUUGUACUAGACUUCGCAUACAAGAAGGGAAACGGAAAGAAGGCAGAAGCAUACAUUCUGCUAUCUACCUGCGCCGUCUCCAGAGCCAUAGCUCUGUUCCUCUCGAAAGAUCCCUCGACGCACGAGGUGUAUCAGUCGAUGACUGUCGGAUAA